Mercenaria mercenaria is the source of this 2612-nucleotide messenger RNA. RefSeq lists its product as uncharacterized. The record is from RefSeq and is a predicted model, not a curated record. Gene Ontology annotation, molecular function: protein binding. Bases 125 to 2524 code for a protein of 799 amino acids. NCBI's taxonomy places the organism in Eukaryota, Metazoa, Mollusca, Bivalvia, Venerida, Veneridae. The transcript is spliced from 18 exons.
GGCUGCUGAGGCUGAGCAAAUCAAUAAAAAUGAAUGGAUUACAUUUUUCGCAUUUAUUGCGUUGAUGCAUUGACAAAUCAGAUAGAGGUUGGAAAGUUAGCCUAGACCACUCAGUCUAGCUAGAAUGGACAGCCUGGUUAAUCAUGAAAGUUUCACUUCACUGGUUAGGCAGUUAAAUCCAAGAGAGGUGGUCGAAGUUUUAAAUGGCAGUGAAAAUACAGGAGAUUUAUUCAAGGAUCUGCCACUGUACCAUAUAUUAGUUGAGGCUUUGCUGCACAGGCAGACAGAUGCAAGUGAAAGCAGCAGAGUGUAUGCUAGAGUUGCAACACAGAUUGUGUACAUGCUGUCUACACAUGGUGCAGAUAUCAAUAUUCAAGAUGAGAAUGGGGAUACAGCUUUAUUGUGUUACCUUAAGACAGCUGAUAUAGGCCUUCUGUCAGAUGAUCUGGUUGUAGCAUUCCUAAGAUGUGGAGCUGACAGUUGCUUAAAAAACAAGGAUGGUUUAGAUGUACUGCAGUACAUUUUGCAAGAAGAUGAACUGCCAAAACAGAUCAGAGCCAGAGUGCUGGAGUACAUGCCCGGAAUAUGGCGUGCUGUGGAUUCAGAUGAUGCUUGCACUGUUAGAAGGUUGAUUAAUCAAUGGUGUAAUAUAAAAGUAGUGAAGGAUGGAACAUCAGUACUGCAGUUAGCAUACAGUAAAGGAACAGAAAGUAUUAUAAGGGUUAUCUCGGGGAUUGGGCCCUCCAUGGAUAUGGCACACAGUGCACUGGCGGGAGAUUAUUUCACAGUUAAGAAGGUGCUACAGUCAAAUAACCGUGUCAAUAUCAACUUGAAAAAUAUGGCUGAGAUGGGAGCAACCCCACUAUUCUAUGCCAUCUGUAACAAUGACAAAGACAUGGUUGAGUUACUCCUAAAACACGGAGCACGACUUGACUCCAGUAUGCAAGGGGAAAAUGAGAUGGAGCUGCCUCUGUAUUUUGCUGCUUUAUCCCACAUACCUACUUUGGAUACAGACAUGCUGAGAUUUACCAUUCCAAGAAAACCAGUGCCAGUUGACCAGCUUUACUAUAAGGGAAGGAAUGUGAUAUUUUACUGCAUAGAGCACGUGGUGGAUAUCGAUCUGUUCUAUGAUAUACUGAAAGCCUGCUCAGCCCAUGUGCUUACACAAAGAAUUGAGGGCAACAUUAAUGCAAGAGAGUAUGCUGUUGUGAAUGGCAGAGAACAGUAUGAUACAAAAAUUGAUGUUGUUGUUGCUGACUGGUGUUCCCAGGAGGAUCAGGCUAUAAAUAGAAACACAUUGUGUCUCCAUGGUUACCAGUAUGUGUUGCCAUUGACAGCAGAAAAUACAAGUCCAAAUGAUAAAUUAAUCAACUAUAUGCAACUUGCUGAAGAAUUUGAGGAUUUCAAGAUUCAAUUGAGAGAAGCAACAGUUACUGGUGAUGCAGCUCAUGUUAAGGAAAUGCUUGGUACACAAUCAUGGUCAGACAGAGGUUUGGAUGUUUGUUUAGCAGAUUGCAGGGUACGUGGAGAUGGUCAGCCUCUCUUACACAAGGCAGUAUUAUGGGAACAUGAUGAGGUUGUGAAAGAAAUUGUACAAUAUGUGAUGCACAACACUAAGAGAAAACUGGACAGUUUUAGAGAUCAGUAUUUCAGAACAGCAUUACACUAUUUGUAUGGAAUGGAAUGUUGUAAAAGGAUGGCAGAUAUUUUGGAGGAUAACGGCAUGUCAGAAUACUCAAUGGAUAAGGAUGGUAGAUCACCUUUGGCUUUUAAAGACAGACGAGGACUGUUGGAAAUGAAAGACUUGAUAGAAUAUCAUCAAAGACAGGAUUUCUCUGAACCAGAGCCUGACCCCUGGUCAGUUAAUUUACCAUUGCCAAUCACUGGAUUCCUCAAACAGUGUUUACAUGAAAAGCACAUGAAGAAAAAGCAUGAUAAGACAGUGUAUAAUGCUAUAGGUAAUGGUCGACAGGCUGGGAAAACCAAACCUGAUAAAAAGCAUCGCCAUUUGAAAGGAACGGCUGAUUUGCAAAGUAAAUCUGUUGAUAAGAAAAAACAUCGGAGUGGUUUUCAUUUGCAAACCUAUUCAGAACGAAACUCCGAUUCUUCAAAUUCACCUGAGAAUUAUCAGAAAUGUAAUCAAAAGCAAAUAUGCAACCGAGAAAGAGAAGCAGGUAAAUUGAGUUACUUCCAACAAUAUCAAAAUACAGAAAUGAUGCAGUUUCCCAGAAACAGUUACGUAAAGGAUAAACUAAGUAGAGACAAUUCAGUAGAAUAUCAAAAAGUGAAUACAGUGGUUUCAAUGAAGUAUGAGAAUGGAAACUAUUUUCGUUCGGACGUUUAUCGUGACAGUGAUUUCUCAUCUUUAAUGAAGGAUGAUGUUGAAACCGGCUCUGGACAGGAUGUAUCUGAGUUGUCAUCUGAAGCAGGUAGUUUGUAUGAGGACUAUGAGGGGGACCAGUCAGACGUAGAAAGCGAGGAUGAAGGAACCAACCACUCUGAAAAAUAUUGCAGUAUUUUGUGAUUUAGGAGAGUUUGCUGUCAAUAUCCAGAGCCAAAAUUUAUCUGUGUUAAGUCAGAAAUUUAGAUAUGGGAUUUCAAGUGCUUAAUUU